Messenger RNA from Pichia kudriavzevii, 591 nucleotides. RefSeq lists its product as uncharacterized. NCBI's taxonomy places the organism in Eukaryota, Fungi, Ascomycota, Pichiomycetes, Pichiales, Pichiaceae. The transcript has a single exon. The coding region runs from base 1 to 591 and encodes 196 amino acids. The record is from RefSeq and is a predicted model, not a curated record.
AUGCUAACCUCAGACAACAUGAUGUCUUAUGCUACGUUUUGUGGUAAUGUCCUUGACGAUAUGCUGGAACAGAUCAUACACAACGUCAUUUCACGUUCUUUACUGGAUGAAAAACUCACCCGUAAAGAUUAUGGCACAAUUAGGGCUCCUAUUUUCCACGAUCCGCCAUCCUUUGGCCAGACCGACGCUGGCAACGAAAAUAGCGAGAUCAAUCCCAUAAAUAUUGAUGAUGAUACUACCGAUGGCAAAGAAGAUGCUGCUGAUGAGAACGGCAAUAUUGAUAAUAUAAAACAUCACAAGCACACUAAACUCAAUAAACUGAAUAAAGUCAAUAAAAACUAUAAAAAGAAAGACACCUCACGAUAUACGGAGCCUGAUAUUGGAAGAUUCCAAUUUGUCAUAAAUGGAAAAGAUAUUUACGUCAAUGCAUUAGAUGCCAAUCGAAAACUACUUGGCGACAAGGCUUCGUUAUUAACUCUUGGUACUGCACAAGAUCUGUAUUUUAAGUGUUCAAAUUGUGAUAGAAAGAUUGCUGGAAGCCGGUUCAGUGCACACAUUGAUAAAUGUCUGGGUGGAAGAUCAAGAAAGUAG